Molecule: messenger RNA, 1140 nt
Organism: Adineta ricciae
Lineage: Eukaryota; Metazoa; Rotifera; Eurotatoria; Adinetida; Adinetidae
Source: the annotation of a GenBank genome assembly
AUGAACGAUCAGCCGACAGAUUAUUCGUCAAUCGACGCUUUUCAUGUUGGCCGUCGACGUAAACCGAACUUUACUGAUCAUGAAGUAUUAAAUAUUAUUGAUCAGUACGAUACCUAUAAAGAACUGUUACAUUCACGUGAGGCAUCGAAAAGCGUCAUUGCACAGAAGCAAGCCAUUUGGAAACGAAUUACAGAGAACUUGAAUGCCACCUAUCCUCAAGUUGAACGUACUGUUGAAGACGUUCGACGCAAAUGGAAAAAACUACAAAGUGAAGCUAAACGCGAAGCCGCUGCUUAUCGUGCCGCACAGUUAGCUGGUUCAACAACGCCCGUAACAAAUAAACAAAUGACCCUGUACAAUCGAAUUUUAUCUAUAUGCCGAGCACCGAUAUCAGCAACGCCCGCCAAUCAUUUUGCCCAUGCAGCUGUGGCUGCAGCAGCGGCGGCAAUACACCAUCAACAAGUUCUGCAGCUACAAUCAAAUUUAACCAAUGGAAAUGGCAAUAACCAUGAACUUGCAUACAAUGAACAGUUAUCAGAUAAAGCAGAUUCUCCAUCAUCAGAUUUUGCGAAUGGUAUGAAUGGGCAAGUUGACUCUCCAGGUGAUGAAAGUGCUAGUCUCAUUGGCAAUGACGAUAACUCUGCCAGUCCAGCAACAAGUAUUCAUCCGACAUCGUUGUCAUCUUUUCUUCCAUCUCAACAGCAGCCAUGCACAUCAGUGAUGACAAAUUCGACUAAUGGACAAAUCUCGAAACGAACACUAGAUAAACAACGGAAAUUUUUGAAAACAUCUCGAAAUCCUCCAACUUUAAACACGACGAAAUCCUACGGGCAACAACAACAUUCUCUACGUUAUGAAUCAUUGAUGAAACGAAAACGUACGUUAGAGUUAACAGGCCAGCGAUUAAUCUACGACAAGGAACGUCUAUUACUCGAAAGAAAAAAUCUCGACAUUAAAUUAGCUGUUAAUGAAUGUGAAAACGAACGUAUUGCGAUCGAAAAACGUCGUACAGAUCUUGCUAUACAAAAAUUUCAAUGUGCUCCAUCGAUAACAUCCAAUGGUCUAAACAAUCAUUUAUCCGAUCAAGAAGAUCACGAUGACAAAAAUAGUGUCGAUGGAAUGAGUGAUAUUAACGAGUAG